AUGACUCGUACAUAUGACUUGCAACCACUCACUCCGAGUCAGGCUCAGGCUGUAUAUACCCUAAUACCCACUGGAAUCAAUUCAGACAUGAUCCCAAACAUUGGUGGAUCAUCAUCCCUGUCUUGCUCAUGUGGCAGGUUGUUCUCUCAACCCAACGCUCUUAGCAAUCACAAACGUAAUUGUCCAAAGACAAGAAAAUGUCUGGGUGAUGCAUUGGAGAAAGCCAAAGAGUUAUGGAUACGGAGGAAGCAACAGCAAACUGGAGCCAGCUGUUCUCAGUCUACUGCGCCAGCUGAAACAUCUUGCAAUGAUGACCCAGAUGUAGAAGAGCAACUCAGAAUGCCUGAAGUGCCAUUACCAGCAGUCCCACCUUCUACAAUUGAUGCAACAUAUGGUCUUGAGAGUCCUCAUGCACCCGCUUUAAGUUUGUCUUCUCAUGCCCAAGUCUCUCCCGAGGAUAGACCAGCCUAUUUCAUAGUAAAAUGUCUCCGCUUCCUUUUACGCACGUCACAUAACAUUUUUGGCCUAUUCCGACAAUAUCACGGCAACAAGUUUCCCACCCACAACCCCAAAGAGGAUCCAACACCAGACAAUUCUCCAGACUCCAAUGACACUUUGCAUUGCCUCAGUAAUGACACACCUACUCAAUCUUCCAACUCAGACUUUUUUAUGCCUUAUCCAAACUAUAACGCAUUCCGUCUUGGAGAGUGGUAUUGGGAUGGAGCGCAAAAGUUGAAGGAAUCGUUUAAAGAGCUUUUAGACAUAGUAGGCGACCCUAACUUUUGUUCAGAGAAGAUUUGUGAAGUCAACUGGAAUCUUGUUGAUCGACGUCUGGCUGGUGAUGAUGUAGAGGAAUGGCUUGAUGAUGAUGCUGGAUGGACCAAAACAACCGUCAGAAUAUCUGUUCCGUUCCACAAGAAAACAAGCAACCCUGGUUCAAAGCAGUUUGUGCAUGCUGAUUUCUAUCACCAAAAUCUGGUCUCCAUCAUUUGA
Serpula lacrymans var. lacrymans S7.9 is the source of this 993-nucleotide messenger RNA. RefSeq lists its product as uncharacterized. The coding region runs from base 1 to 993 and encodes 330 amino acids. The transcript has 3 exons. NCBI's taxonomy places the organism in Eukaryota, Fungi, Basidiomycota, Agaricomycetes, Boletales, Serpulaceae. The record is from RefSeq and is a predicted model, not a curated record.